GCAAAGUGAGGAGAGAGGACGCAGCAGCUUCAUAUGACAGUUUCUAUCAGAAAGCAGCAGUGGACACAAACCUGUAACUGAGACCUGCUCUGGACUUCUGCUACGACAAGAGGACGCAUCCAGCGACUUUCCACAGGAGCGCUUUCAAUAUGGUUUGGUCCCGGGAGAGAGAGACGGAGCGGCCUCCGCUGUCCGUCAUCCUGCCGCGGCUCUACCUCGGAGCGGAGAGCGACGUGACGCAGGACGGGCUGGCCUCUCUGGGUAUCUCCUAUGUACUGAGUGUGAGUCGCUGCAGCCCCCAGCCCUCCUUUCUUCCUCGCUCCAGAUAUCUUCGCAUCCCUAUCGAUGACUCACUUUGGGACGACCUGCUUCCCUGGAUCCCACAGGCUGUGAACUUCAUAGAUGCAGCCAUGUCCUCUGGUGCCUCCGUGUUGGUUCACUGUGCAGCAGGAAUCUCUCGCUCUCCAGCUCUGGCUGUAGCUUACAUCAUGUACAGCCUGGGGAUGGACCUGGACCAUGCCUACAGGUUUGUGAAAGAGCGCCGGCCCUCCAUUUCCCCAAACUUCAACUUCCUGGGUCAGCUGCAGCACUUCCAGGGCACUCUGAGCCAGAAGGCCUCUGGUGACGACCUCCUCAUGAAGCAGCUGAACAACUGUCCGCCAUCCAUCAAUGGCAGUGUUAUCCACACUCACACCAGUCUCAAUAUGAAUUAUCAGGCUGACAGUGUAACCAGCAACUCAGCAGAGCUCAAACAGGCACACACAGAGAAUCUCCACUUCACAGCUAAAACACAGCAGAGACACUCACAUUUAGAUGGAAGUGGAAACCAGCUGCUUUCCCUAUCAGGGAAACUUCGGACUCUUCAUUUGACUCUUAAUCAAAACCAGCAGCAGGUCCAGACGUCAUGUGAAGUUCCAGCUCCAAACCCCUGUGAGACAGUUAAACCAGCAGCAAUGCCCACACAGCUCCCAGCAGGCUCUGCUCCUCUAUCAGAGAAACGCAAAAGCCUCACCCUCCUCUUGACCCCUUUGGGAAUCUGUCCUCCCUCCUCAGCAAACAGCAGCCAGCAACCAAGGGACACCGCCAUGUCCAAAACUUUCCACAACAGGGAGACAGGAGAAAAGCCCGAGGCAAAGACACAGAGCACCCCUGGCUCCUAUAGGCAGGCAGAGGACACUUGCAGGGAGCAGAGUCCCUCCCGCCAGUGUAGCAGAGCUGAGGUGAAGGAGCAGGGCCUGCUGUCACCAUUCAGCUUCACCCUCAACAAGCUGCUGGGCUGGGGGGAGAGAUUGCUGCUGGGAGGGCUGUUUGCCCACCCCGUAAGAAUGGGACAGCCUUCACUGCCUUAUAGGUGCUGAGGGAGCAGCUGAUGUUAAGGAUGCUUGUUGUGUCCAUUUAUUUCUGUGCAUGUUUGUCAAAUUGAACUAAACCACACACAUGUGGUACAUAAUACAUACAGGAGGCCUGAAAGAACUUCUGUCUUCUAUUUAUUUAUUUAUUUAUUUAUUUAUUGCAGAGCUAAAUAUAAGAAGUAUACUUGACCAUAAACCUCCACACAAAUGCAUCUUGUUUAUUACAUAUUGACAGUGGUCAGCUUAUCUUGACAUUUGUAAAAUUGAGUUAUUUUCAAAGACUUUUGGUACAAUGGUCUGAGAUGUAUUUACUGAUGAUUGAAGAUUACAUUUCAAGUGUGUCUUAUUGCCUUUUUCUCAGUGGUUCAGAGCGACACUUGUCAAUAUUGUUAUCUGGUUUUAAGGUCUCAUCACUCUCAUGACCUCAGAAAUUAGGGAGCUUUUAUAAGUAAAAACAUUGAAAUAUGACUGUUAUUUCUGUUUAAUCAUAACAAAUAUUAUCAUUUUUGAUACAAAUACAUGGUCUCCAAGAAGCAACAUUAGGACAUUAUUUUCUCUGAUAUUUGCAUUUCUCAUAAUAUUUCCUUUCUAUAUGUUUGUGCCAUGACACACAUGGAGUGUGAGGGUAGGCAAAUAUAUUGUGCAGGAGAGCUAAAGUAAUGAAGGGGUCCCAGUGUAGUAAUGCAAGUUUUUGAGCUGAUAAAGACAUUUAUGUUUCAAAGAAGACACUGCCUUAUAGAGACUUUAAAUAUGGGUACAGUUUAUUGGUCAUGAAAACCUUUAAAUGGCUAUUUGGCCCCAAUUCCAGCUACAAGCAAGAUGUUCAAUUCAGUAUUUCAGACAGUAAUCAAGGCUGAAUUAGCAAGCAGGCAAAAUGAGCACCUGCAGAACUCAAAGGGCUCUAACAGCACCAAGCUUACUAUGAGUGGUUUGUACUCAUUUAAUUGGAGAUGUAUUUGGGGAUAUGCACCAAUGAAGCACACAAUUUAGGCUUUAUGGUGGCACCUCCUUCAUCACCUCAUCCUGCAGGUUCCUGUGUCAAAAUGUAGUUUAAAAACCUAAAAUAUAGCUGCAAGCGGCAAUUCCGGGGUUCAAGCCAGUAUGGAUGUUUGAAACUUGAAAGCUGGGUAGAUUCAAGACCAUUGACAGUUCAGGAUACCUGCAUUAAAGAUUACCAACAGGUUUUAUGACAAUCAGACAGAUGCUCAUUCAUUUAUGUCCAAAUCUCUAUGAGGCCACGCUCUUGUUUGGAAGCACUGUUGCUGUCCACCAAGUUUGGUGAUGCUUGAAUCAAUGAAGGUUUCUUCAUUUGAUUUACAUCAAUUUUGUGAAAGGCCAUUGCACUUGUUUGUAACUUGUGGUGCCUCCUAUUGACCGAAUUUCAAAUAAUGUGAUAACGUGAUUGAUAAUAAUUAUUUAACAUACCCUGCAAGUUUUGUAAUGAUUGGACAAUCAAUUUCAGAAUUUUAGUCUGACAUGUGUUAUUGUAUGCCCAUUUUUUGUAUUUGUGGUGCCACCUGUGGUGACCUGGUGGUCACAUUUGGAUGAAGACAUAUUGGCCAUUUUUACACUUUAUUCAGUUGACACUGUCAGCGACCUCAGUAGCAUGUGGAAGAGCCACACGCAGCCACAACAGCUUGGCACCUCCUCCUCAUGCUGGUCACAUUUUGCUGUGGGAUGGCAUCCCAUUCCUCAACCAGGAGUUGUUGAAGGUCAACCAGCAUGGUUGUGUUGGUCACUCUAGCACGUACAGCAUGCCCAAGCUGAUCCCACAAGUGUUCAGUUGGGUUGAGGUUUGGACUCCAAUCAGAUGCCAUACACCUGUGACUGACACACACCUAGCAGCACUUGAAGCUCAGAACAAGAGUGAAUACCAACAGGAGAAUGUUGCAGGGGAUUUUGACACAUUGUUUUGGGGCGUUACUCACAUGUUUAGCUGUGUUGCUCAUUCCACUAAUACAUGAUCCUUACAAGUUGUUGGCCUACUUCGUUGUAAAGGUGACUAGUCAGGCUUUCCAACAAUAUAACAUACAACACCAAUUGGUAUAAUUAAAGGGAAGAAAUAAUUGACUGAAAUAACGUUUCCAAUUUUUUUUUUGAGGAGUUAAGUAUAAUGUGUGUGUGUAUAUUCUGGUGGUAGGUACUCAUAUAUGGACUGACUGAGCUAAAGGGGCUAUCCUCACAGGAGGCUGAACAGGAAUAUCUCUCCGGUCCAGUUUAUGAUCAAAGGUAAGGGUGGAUAAUGACAUUUUCAAAUGCAAUUUGAAGUAAAAUAUCAACUUGGCAAUCAUUGUGUUCUCUGUUACCAAUUUAGUGAAGUGUAAUACUUCAUACAGAAGCUUGCAAAGAGAAGGAAGAUCAAGGAAUGGAAUUUCCAUUAAAAAUGGGAAGAAAAAAAAUA
Epinephelus lanceolatus (giant grouper) is the source of this 3753-nucleotide messenger RNA. RefSeq lists its product as uncharacterized. Gene Ontology annotation, biological process: peptidyl-tyrosine dephosphorylation; negative regulation of MAPK cascade. Gene Ontology annotation, molecular function: MAP kinase tyrosine phosphatase activity; MAP kinase tyrosine/serine/threonine phosphatase activity; protein tyrosine/threonine phosphatase activity. Gene Ontology annotation, cellular component: cytoplasm. Lineage: Eukaryota; Metazoa; Chordata; Actinopteri; Perciformes; Serranidae. The record is from RefSeq and is a predicted model, not a curated record.